AUGGUGUUAGCCGAUUUGGGUCGCAAGAUCAACUCUGCCUUGCUCGAAUUGAACAAGGCUCCUGUCAUUGAUGAGCAAGUGCUCGAUUCCAUCCUCAAGGGCAUUUGUUCCGCAUUGCUCGCAGCCGAUGUCAACGUCAUGCUAGUGCAACGGUUACGGGGCAACGUCAAGAAGACUGUCAACUUGGAAGAGCUUGGAGGUGGUGUCAAUAAGAAACGUGUUAUUGAAAAGGCUGUGAUGGAUGAGCUCUUCCAGCUGGUGGAUCCCGGUGUAGAACCUUAUAAGCCUGUCAAGCAUCGACCCAAUGUGUUCAUGAUGGUUGGUCUUCAAGGUGCCGGUAAAACGACCACGUGUACAAAGUUGGCUUCCCAUUAUCAGCGGAAAGGCUGGAAAACGGCAUUGGUGUGUGCCGAUACUUUCCGUGCCGGUGCUUUUGAUCAGCUUAAGCAAAAUGCUACCAAGGCCAAGAUCCCUUAUUAUGGCAGUUACUCAGAAGCUGAUCCAGUUGCCAUUGCACAAGAAGGUGUUGACAAAUUCAAGGCUGACAAGUUUGAAAUCAUCAUUGUUGAUACAUCGGGUCGUCACAAGCAAGAAGCCGAAUUAUUUGAAGAAAUGAAACAAAUUGCUGCUGCUGUGCAACCUGAUUCUACUGUAUUCGUGAUGGAUGGUACUAUUGGUCAAGCAGCUGAAGGUCAAUCCAAGGCAUUCAAGGAAGCUGCCAACUUUGGUUCUAUCAUUCUCACAAAGAUGGAUGGCCAUGCCAAGGGUGGUGGUGCUAUUUCUGCCGUUGCUGCAACACAAAGUCCAAUUAUCUUUAUUGGUACCGGUGAACACUUGCAUGAUUUGGAUCGUUUCGAGCCCAAACCCUUUGUCAGAAAGAUGCUUGGCAUGGGCGAUAUGCGAGAUUUGGUGGAAAAGGUGCAGGAUAUGAAGUUGGAUCAAAACAAGAACUUGAUGAAGAACCUUGAGUCGGGUAAAUAUUCUCUUCGAGACAUGUAUGAUCAAUUGCAACAAAUCUCCAAGAUGGGCCCUCUUUCCAAGUUGAUGGGUAGUAUACCUGGUAUGCCAGCCGAUAUGAUGGCAGGAUCUGAAGAAGAAACCAGCCGACGUUUCAAGCGCAUGAUGUGUAUUAUGGACAGCAUGACGGAUGCCGAAUUGGAUGGUGACAACAAAGCCUUCGAAAAGGAGCGAUCACGAAUUAUGCGAGUAGCUCAAGGUUCUGGAACAAGCGUACAUGAGGUGGAAGAGAUUUUGAAACAAUAUACCAAGUUUGCUCAGAUGGUCAAGACGAUGGGUGGCAAGGGCGGUUUAUUGAGCAACAUGCCAACUGAUCCACGAAGAGCCAAUCCCAAUCAAAUGGCCAACAUGGCACGUAUGCAACAACAAAUGGCCAACAUGAUUCCUCCAGAGAUGCUUCAGCAAGUCGGUGGUAUGCAAGGUCUACAAAAUAUGGCUCGACAAAUGGGAGGCAUGUUUGGAGGUGGUGCUGGCCGUGGUGGAGGAGGUGGCGGUAUGCCAGACAUGUCACAAUUGAUGAAGGCAUUAGGCCGUGGAAGAUAA
Molecule: messenger RNA, 1560 nt
Organism: Lichtheimia ornata
Lineage: Eukaryota; Fungi; Mucoromycota; Mucoromycetes; Mucorales; Lichtheimiaceae
Exons: 8
Coding region: 1-1560 (519 amino acids)
Biological process (GO): SRP-dependent cotranslational protein targeting to membrane, translocation; SRP-dependent cotranslational protein targeting to membrane
Cellular component (GO): cytosol; signal recognition particle, endoplasmic reticulum targeting
Molecular function (GO): GTP binding; GTPase activity; endoplasmic reticulum signal sequence receptor activity
Source: RefSeq, a predicted model, not a curated record